Messenger RNA from Parasteatoda tepidariorum (common house spider), 1334 nucleotides. It is a transcript of the gene RagA-B, whose product is annotated as Ras-related GTP binding A/B. NCBI's taxonomy places the organism in Eukaryota, Metazoa, Arthropoda, Arachnida, Araneae, Theridiidae. The record is from RefSeq and is a predicted model, not a curated record. Gene Ontology annotation, cellular component: Gtr1-Gtr2 GTPase complex; lysosome; nucleus. Gene Ontology annotation, molecular function: GTP binding; GTPase activity. Gene Ontology annotation, biological process: positive regulation of TORC1 signaling; cellular response to starvation; negative regulation of autophagy.
UAUUCCUCAAGUUCUCACGUGAUUUUGGAACUGUUGACAAUCUAACAACAAAUCAUCGACGAAACGGCAACAAAUGUGAUUGCUUGCAGAAAAAUAGUAACAAUUGUCUUAUAUCCGAUUUCAAGUAGUAUUUUAUUACUUUUGUUAAAUUUUAUUUGAAUUUUAAAUUCAUUUACCAAAUUAAUUUAUCAGCAAGAUAAUUGGCCUUGGACAUUCUGCUAAAGAUCAAAAUGAAGAAAAAGGUUCUGCUUAUGGGCAAGAGUGGCUCCGGUAAAACAAGUAUGCGUUCUAUAAUAUUUGCUAAUUAUAUAGCUAGAGAUACUCGAAGAUUAGGAGCAACAAUUGAUGUUGAACACUCUCAUGUCCGUUUCUUGGGUAAUCUUGUGUUAAAUUUGUGGGAUUGUGGUGGACAGGAAGCUUUCAUGGAGAAUUAUUUUGCCAGUCAAAGAGAUAAUAUAUUUCGAAAUGUGGAGGUGCUUAUAUAUGUAUUUGAUGUUGAAUCUCGAGAAUUAGAAAAGGAUAUGCAUUAUUACCAGUCAUGUUUGGAAGCAAUUUUACAAAGUUCUCCUGAAGCCAAAAUUUUUUGUCUUAUUCAUAAGAUGGAUCUAGUUCAAGAAGAUCAACGGGAUGUGAUUUUUAGAGAACGAGAGAAUGAUCUUGCUCGUCUGUCACGGCCAUUAGAAUGUAUUUGUUUUCGCACAUCUAUAUGGGAUGAAACUCUUUAUGAGGCUUGGUCAUCGAUUGUUUAUAAACUUAUUCCUAAUGUUCAACAACUUCAAGCGAAUCUGAAACAAUUUGCUGAUAUUAUUGAAGCUGAUGAAGUAUUAUUGUUUGAAAGGGCAACAUUUCUUGUUAUUGCUAGAGCUGAACGUAAAGAGCAUAGGGAUGUCCAUAGAUUUGAAAAAGUCUCAAACAUUAUUAAACAGUUCAAGUUAAGUUGUAGUAAAAUUGCUGCCCAAUUUGAAAGUAUGCAACUAUCAAAUGGCAAUUUCUCAGCCUAUAUUGAUGUCUUUACUCCCAAUACUUAUGUGAUGGUUGUUAUUUCUGAUCCAAAUAUAACACCUGCUAUAACUCUACUUAAUAUUAAAAAUGCGCGAAAGCAUUUUGAGAAAUUAGAAGGUGUUAGACAACCUCAGCUGUUGGCUGCCAAUUAAAGAACUUGUUUAAAUGAUAUAAAAAAUGUAAUGACUUUUUCCUUUGAUGUCAUUUUGAAAUUUGUCUGUGUAUAAAAUAUUUUGUAUAAAGUCUUUAUAAAUUAUUUUUACUUAUACAUAUGCAGUUAAUGCUGAUUGUAUUUUAUAGAUAGUGAUAAAAAUACAUAUUUGUUCUUUGAA